Messenger RNA from Gekko japonicus, 1041 nucleotides. RefSeq names its product adherens junctions associated protein 1 (gene AJAP1). Gene Ontology annotation, cellular component: adherens junction; plasma membrane; cytoplasmic side of plasma membrane. Bases 1 to 1041 code for a protein of 346 amino acids. Gene Ontology annotation, molecular function: beta-catenin binding. The transcript is spliced from 4 exons. The record is from RefSeq and is a predicted model, not a curated record. Lineage: Eukaryota; Metazoa; Chordata; Lepidosauria; Squamata; Gekkonidae.
AUGUUUCGACUUGCCAUGGAUUUCACCUCCUGCGAAUCCCUGAGCCCAGGCCAUAGGCUUCGGCUCUUGCAAAGACCUGCUAGCUGGUAUGGAUUUCCCCAUAGCUCUUUGUGGCACCUUAAAGGCGGGCAGCAAGCGAGGAGUCGUGGGCUUCUGGGGAGCCGGGCGUUCCCCUAUUUGGAACAGUCUAACGGACAAAUGCCAAUGUAUCAUUCCAAAAGGCUGCACAAAGCGGUGGACCUCCUCUGGAAAAGCGGGCGGCCCAAGCACUCUGUGGAAUCGAACCCUUCCUUGGCAGAGUAUCAGGCUUAUUUGAAACGGAGGAAAAGGAACAUCCAGGGAAUCAUCAACCCCACAGUGGAGAAUGGGGUGAUUGUGUGGGGGUCGACGAGUCCUUUGGAGUUCUUAGAAACGGAUACGCUCCCGCACACCAGCACCAAAAGGAGUACACCAACCAUCACCACCACCACCAUUGUCACCACCACCACCACGGCGGCUUCCACGACGGUACCACCCAGAGGACCCGGGCCUGGGACCGGCACGCACAAGAACAACCCCGGUACUCGGGUUAGCACAAUGGAACCGCCUGCCACGCCCAAUGGUAAUGGAAAAGAUGUCGACGUUCCCCCGCCUAAGCUACCGGGGGAGACUUCAGGUCUGGCCGUCCAUCAGAUUAUCACCAUCACAGUCUCUCUCAUCAUGGUCAUAGCUGCUCUGAUAACGACGCUCGUCUUAAAAAAUUGUUGCGUGCAAAGUGGGAACACCAGGAGAAACAGCCACCAGCGCAAGAUCAACCAGCAGGAGGAGAGUUGUCAGAAUCUGACGGACUUCACUCCGGCCCGAGUGCCCAGUAACCUGGACAUAUUCACGGCCUACAACGAAACGCUGCAGUGCUCCCAUGAGUGUGUGCGGACGCCCGUGCCAGUCUAUACCGAGGAGACGAUACUUCCUCCAGGGGAUUAUAAGACAUCCUUCAAUGGGAAUAGACCCUCCUCUUCCGCGCCGUAUUCCUGUGGCCUUUCUGUCUGUGAAAUGGUUUGA